CGGGUCACCAGGCAUCAAGUCAUUUGGCUCGACAGCGAGCACCGCGUCAUCUGGCAAGGCAGUGGGCUCCGAGUCAACUGGCAUGACCGCGGGCACUGGGGCAGACAUUGAAUCGUCUGGCUGGACAGCGGGUAUCGGGUCACCAGGCAUCAGGUCAUUUGGCUCGACAGCGGGCACCGCGUCAUCUGGCAAGGCAGUGGGCUCCGAGUCAAACAGGCACGACAGUGGGCACCGGUCAUCAGGUACCGGAUUGUCUGGCUCGACAGCGGGCAUCGGGUCACCAGGCAUCAGGUCAUUUGGCUUGCCAGCGGCACCGCGUCAUCUGGGCAAGGCAGUGGGCACCGGGUCACACCAGGCAUUGGAUCGUCUGGCUGGAUCAGUUCAUCAUGCUGAGGCUUCAGGCCGAGUAGAGGCAUCAGGCCGAGUAGAGGCAUCAGGCCGCGUACAGGCAUCAGGCCGCGUACAGGCAUCAGGCUGAG
Messenger RNA from Staurois parvus, 479 nucleotides. The record is from the annotation of a GenBank genome assembly. Lineage: Eukaryota; Metazoa; Chordata; Amphibia; Anura; Ranidae.